Molecule: messenger RNA, 1309 nt
Organism: Drosophila suzukii
Lineage: Eukaryota; Metazoa; Arthropoda; Insecta; Diptera; Drosophilidae
Product: accessory gland protein Acp29AB-like
Molecular function (GO): signaling receptor activity
Source: RefSeq, a predicted model, not a curated record
CAUUGACAUUUAUUAUGUUCCUCAAAACUAAAAUAUUAAUCGUUUUGCACAACAGAGGUGUAUAAGAAAAUUUAUACACAUAUGUUUCUUUGAUAUUUAUAACGAGUAGAAUCUGUUAAAAAAAUAUCGAACCACAGGAGUCCAGGAAACUCUUUACCCUAAUUACCUAAUUAAUAAACAAAAUUUUAGACACGAUUUAAUUUAAAUAAAAAUCAGAGCAUAUACAAAUUGUGUUCUCGCAAAACAUUGUUUCUUCUUGCUUAUGGCUAUAUAUGUGGUCAAUGCAGAGAAGAAAGCAUUUCCCAGUGUUUUGGGUAUAUACACAAGACGAAUAUAAAUGCGGUCCACUUUAGUGAAGAAUAUUCAGUUCGUUGGCAUCGUUCGCCACUUGUUGUUCUACGCGCUCAGUAUGUUCAAAGUGGCAAUUUAUUUUUCGAUCGUGACUUUUGCCUGGACUUCAUAUGGGACCCAGGCAAAAUCCUUAGAUGCCGACUUGUCUACAGUUCCACAAGACCCGGCAAAUCAACUGAUGGUAAAAAUGCUACCUUUGCUUGAUCAUAUUGCGAGGCAAAGCAAAUGCAAUGUUUUUGAUGAUCUGGACACAACCCUGGAAGUCAAGCAGAAGGACAUCGCGGACAGACUAAUGGCGAUACAAAAUCAGCAGACGGACUUCCAGAAUACCAUUGCAUCGUUACAGGAAUCUUUAAAGAAAGUCCCCUUGGACUUUGAAAGAAUGGAAAAUAAUCAGAAGGAUAUGCUGACGAAGAUGGAGACUCAGCAGGCCAAACUUUUGGACACCGUUUCCGAAAUUUACAACAAAGUUUUUUGGCCAAAGUUUCAGCGAAUCGGUUCCAGACUCUUCUACAUCGAUAGUGAAAGUAAUCAGGAUUGGUUUCAGGCUGGAAAAAAAUGUCGCGAAAUGGGUGGCUAUAUAGCCAGCAUUAAGGACCAAGAGGAAUUGGACGCCAUUGCGGCGAAACUAGGUGACAAACGUUACUGGCUGGGGAUCAACAAUAGGGAUAAUCCUGAAAUCUACGUGUCUGAGGCAUCCGGCAAGAAAAAUCCAUUUUUGAAGUGGCGCCCUAGGGAACCAAACAACGCGAAACAAAAUGAGUACUGCGUUGAACUUGAUAAUGGCGGCAUGAACGAUCAUCCGUGCUCCGAAAGUCGGUAUUUAAUUUGUCAGAGUGAUAAUGAAGUUUAAAAUCUUUUUCUUAGAAACCAUUUAAAUUCAGUGCGAUCAUUUCCUCUGAAAAUUGAUAAAAAAUUUAUAGAUUUGAUUCUGUUAAUUUAUUGAAUGGAAUGGCAU